Molecule: messenger RNA, 1468 nt
Organism: Physcomitrium patens
Lineage: Eukaryota; Viridiplantae; Streptophyta; Bryopsida; Funariales; Funariaceae
Source: RefSeq, a predicted model, not a curated record
CUCAAAAAUAAACUUUUCCAUUACUUAGAAGAGAGGGUUCACGGUGCAUGCACUUUCUGCAACAUAGUUGCAGAUUCUAGUGUGAAACUAGGAGUAGUUCUGACGCUCUUCCUGUGCGUUUCUCGUGCAGGGGAAAAUCAUCUGUACACCAUGCUUGAAACGUCGAUUGGCCGACUUUUGAACUGUUCUUAUUCUCAUGGCGCUCUGCUAUUGCAAUCCAUGUCUCCUCAGCUGAUGGGCUCUGCAGAACAGCAAGCCCUGGUGCAGUCAUUCGUGCGACUCAACUCCGGGUGUAUGUUGGAACAUUCAUCACAGCAAGGAAAUGGUAAUCCAAACACUUUCUUCAAGUCUACAAAUAGCUCCAGCCUCGUGAACUCCACCAGCGAAAUGACGUCUCCAGAUGUAGACUAUGUUGGUGCGCUGGAGAACAAUCUUCACAUGAAUUGCAUCUCCUCUCUGGGCGGCGGAAACAAUGUCCUCAUCCCUGGCCUGACCAGCAUGCUUGAUCGCAAUAAGAACAGGGACGGAACUUUCAUGGCCGCUCACCGAUACUACAAGAGCUUCUAUCCCAUGGAGAGCCCCGGUGGACCACUAUCGUCUGGACUGCUUCCUUGCGGUAAGAGUGAGAAUUCUCUGAACAAGGGUGAAGCUCGCGUAAUUGCAAUAGCUGAUCUCCAGCGCCUCUUGGAAGGCGAUGACGAGGAUUGGAUGGUACAGGAGGAGAUAAAGAUGCAUGAAUCCUCGAAGCUAGUGAAACCACAACAACAAUCUGAGAAACACGCAGUCUUCCAAGACAGUUUUGGAGGAUGCAUCGAAGCCUCCUCAUCAGCAGGCUUCACUGUGACAUGUUUCGACCGGGUUACAAUUCCUUCUGCGACACAUCCACCAACUCCACCAUUUCGCCAGAGAAAGGGUAGUGUCGGUGGAUCUCCAGCUGUAGACCUGGACAACUUUGCUAGAAUGCAAGCCAUCUUGUUCCGACAAGCCUCCCAGCUUAUACCUACCCUGGAGGACAUCGCCAGCUCCAGACCCAAGAGGAGAAAUGUUAGGAUCUCCAUAGACACCCAGAGCGUAGCCGCUCGUCACCGCCGCGAGCGUAUCAGUGAUCGCAUUCGCGUUCUUCAGCGACUCGUUCCGGGCGGCACCAAGAUGGACACGGCGUCCAUGCUCGAUGAAGCCAUCCACUACAUCAAAUUUCUGAAGCAGCAGCUUCAGGUCUACACUGAUGCUCGAAUCAUAUCUUUAUCAGUUAUUGGAAAAUCCUGUUUGAGGUUCAGCAUAACUUCCUGACCCUUAUAUGAAAAUCAAAUGUGUCAAAGGUUCCUGAAUGUGGUUAUCAGCUUCUUGCUCAUGUUUUGCAGACAUUGGAGCAGCUUGGGAUCGAUGGGUGUGACCCAGGGGAUGUUGCGCUGCGAGGCGGUGAAGCUCUACAGCUCAGCAGCUCAGUGCGUCCGGCGUUCCACAUGAA